This is a messenger RNA of Merops nubicus (carmine bee-eater), 2371 nucleotides long. Its product is annotated as intestinal-type alkaline phosphatase-like. The annotation marks the transcript as partial. Gene Ontology annotation, biological process: dephosphorylation. The record is from RefSeq and is a predicted model, not a curated record. Gene Ontology annotation, cellular component: plasma membrane. NCBI's taxonomy places the organism in Eukaryota, Metazoa, Chordata, Aves, Coraciiformes, Meropidae. Gene Ontology annotation, molecular function: alkaline phosphatase activity. The transcript is spliced from 20 exons.
AUGGGCGAUGGCAUGGGGCUGCCCACCAUGUCAGCAGCUCGGAUCUACAAGGGGCAGCUGGCCGGCAGCUCGGGAGAGGAAAGUGUCUUGGCCAUGGAGACCUUUCCCCACGUGGCCCUGGCCAAGACCUACACCAUCGACCGGCAGGUGCCCGACAGCGCUGGCACAGGCACAGCCUACCUCUGUGGGGUGAAGACCAAUGCCAAGACACUGGGGCUGAGCGGGGCGGCCGUUUACAGCAAGUGCCGCACCGCCUUUGGCAACGAGGUGGACUCCGUCCUGCACCGGGCCAGGCUGGCAGGCAAGUCAGUGGGCAUUGUGACCACCACGCGCGUGCAGCACGCGUCCCCCGGUGCGGCCUAUGCCCACUCGGCCAGCCGGAGCUGGUAUGCCGAUGCCAACAUGCCCAAGGAGGCCUUGCGGGAGGGCUGCAAGGACAUCGCCUACCAGCUGGUACACAACACGGACAUCAACGUGAUCCUGGGCGGCGGGCGGAUGUACAUGACCCCCAAGCGGACCCCAGACCCUGAGUACCCGGAGGACUCGGCUCAGAAUGGCACCAGGAAGGACGGCCUUGACUUGAUUGCCCAAUGGCUGAGCGCCAAGCAGGGCGCCCGCUAUGUCUGGGACAAGAAGGGCUUGGACGCAGUUGAGGAUGACUCCGUGAGCCACCUGAUGGGGCUGGCCCCUAAGAAAGCCAAGGACAAACGAGCCUACACCAGCAUCCUCUAUGGCAAUGGUCCGGGCUACAGCAUCCGUGACGGGGGCCGCCCGGCCGCCAGCCUCCCUGCUGUGGAGGACAAGGACUACAAGCAGCAGUCAGCUGUGCCCCUGGAGACAGAGACCCACAGCGGGGAGGAUGUGGUGGUGCUGGCCCAGGGCCCCAUGGCCCACCUCUUCCAUGGGGUGCAGGAGCAACACUAUAUUGCUCACGCCAUGGCCUACGCCGCCUGCCUCGAGCCCUAUGCCACCGAGCCCGGGUGCAGAGCAGCCCGCAGGGCCUCCCGUGGCACCCAGUGCUCCACACAGCCCCUGCUGACCCUCCUGGCCCUCUGCAUGGCUGCCCGUCCAAUGCUCAGCACUGCCUGUGGCACCCUGGGCCAGUGCAACCCCCACCUGGCACCACAGCACGCCAAGGUCCGUCCAUCCCCCAGCAGCAAUAAGAUGGUGUGCCAAGGAGCAGAGGAAGAGGAUCCGUCCUUCUGGAACAAGCAGGCAGCUGCAGCCAUCAAGGCUUCCUUGAAUAUUCAGCCCAGGAUAAGACAAGCCAAAAACCUCAUCCUCUUCCUAGGGGAUGGUUUUGGGAUCCCCACCAUCACAGCCACCCGCAUCCUAAAGGGGCAGCAGCAGGGGAAGCUGGGCCCUGAGACCCCCCUCGCCCUGGAUGCAUUCCCCUACGUGGCUCUCUCCAAGCGCCGCGCCCUCCCCCUCCAGUCGAGCACCACGGCGGGCAACGAGGUGAUCUCCGUGCUGGAGCGAGCCCACAAAGCCGGAAAGGCGGUGGGCAUCGUGACGACGACGCGGGUGCAGCACGCGUCGCCCUCGGGGACCUACGCCCACGUGGUGAACCGCAACUGGUACGCGGAUGCCAGCAUGCCCGCGGACGCUCGCAGACAGGGCUGCAAAGACAUCUCCUGGCAGCUGGUCCACAACGUCAAGAUCAAUGUGAUCCUGGGGGGUGGUCGGAAAUACAUGACCCCCGUGGGGACGCUGGACCCUGAGUACCCUACCCAUCAAUCGGAGGCCGGGAUACGUGAGGACGGGAAUGACCUCAUCAAGAUGUGGCUGGAGUCACGGAAGGGUGCCCGCUACGUGUGGAACAGGACAGAGAUGCUGGCCGCUGCCGCCGACCCCAGCGUGGAUUAUUUGAUGGGUCUCUUUGAACCCGCGGACAUGAAGUACAACCUGCUGCGUAACACCACCCUGGACCCGUCGCUGACCGAGAUGAUGGAGGCAGCCAUCACCAUCCUGAGCAGGAACCCCAAUGGCUUCUAUCUCUUUGUGGAAGGUGGCAGGAUUGACCACGGGCACCAUGACGGCCAAGCCCACAAGGCACUGACAGAGGCGGUGGAGUUUGACCAGGCCAUCGAGAAGGCGGGCACCUUGACAGAUGAGGAGCAGACCCUCACGGUCGUCACCGCUGACCACUCGCACGUCUUCUCCUUCGGUGGCUACACCCUGCGUGGCUCCUCCAUCUUAGGGCACCCUGGUCUGGCCCCCAGCAAAGCCUCUGACAAGAAGAACUACACGUCCAUCCUCUACGGGAAUGGGCCGGGCUUUCAGGCCAACAGCCGGCCUGACGUGAAUGACACCACAGCCAAGCAGUAUGACUACAUGCAGCAGGCAGCUGUGCCGCUCAGCUCGGAGACCC